ACAGAGAGAGAGAGAGAGCAGUGUGGGGGAAGAACGAGGGGAUCGAUUUGCUUUUGCUUUCACUUUGGACUCUCAGCAGCUGACUCACCGAGUAUCUGUCCACACACACACACACACACACGAGCAAAAAAUUAGCUGAAAGGACAGAAAAGCCCACUCUGAACCUUCUACAUGGCUUUCAAAUACCCGGAAGCACGACGAGAUGAGAGUAAGGUGGAGGAUUAUCAUGGUGUGAAGGUCCCUGAUCCGUACUGGUGGCUGGAGGACCCUGAUAGUGAUGAGACCAAGGUGUUUGUAGAGGAGCAGAAUAAACUGACCAUGCCGUUCCUGGAUCAGUGUGAGGUCCGAGAGCAGUUUCAUCAACGCCUCAAAGAACUGUACAACUACCCCAAAUACAGCUGCCCCUAUAGGAGAGGAGACCGGUAUUUUUACUUCCAUAACGAGGGACUGCAGAAUCAGAACGUGUUGUACGUCCAGGACUCUCUGGACAGUCUGGCUUCUGUCUUCUUCGAUCCUAACACACUGUCUGAGGAUGGAACUGUUGCUCUCAAGAUGGGCCGUCUGUCAGAGGAGUGUGAGUAUUUUGCGUACGGUCUGAGCAGCGCCGGUUCUGAUUGGGUGACGGUGAGGUUUAUGAAGGCUGAUGAUCUCACUCAGCUUCCUGAUGUCCUGGAGAGAGUGAAGUUCAGCUGCCUCGCCUGGAGCCAUGACGCCAAGGGCAUCUUUUACAACUGCUACCCCCUGCAGCACGGCAAGGCCGACGGCACGGAGACGACCACCAACCUGAACCAGAAACUCUACUACCAUGUGAUCGGCACCAGCCAGUCAGAGGAUGUGUUGGUGGCGGAGUUCCCAGAGCAUCCGAAAUGGCACAGCAGCGUCACUAUCUCAGAUGAUGGACGUUAUGCCGUGUUGUCCAUCACUGAAGGUUGUGAGCCUGUAAACCAGUUGUGGUACUGCGACUUACACCAGCUUCCUAACGGCAUCUCAGGUUUGUUGCCGUGGGUGAAGCUGGUGGAAACGUUCGAGGCGCAGUAUUCCUACGUGACCAACGAGGGCACCGUGUUCACGUUCCGCACGAACCUGGACGCUCCGCGGUACCGUGUCAUCAACAUCGACCUGCAGAAGCCUGAGAGGGAGAACUGGAGCACGCUGAUCCCUCAACACCACAAAGAUGUCCUGGGGUUUGUGGAAUGCGUCAAUCAGAACUUCCUGCUUGUGAAUUACGUCCGUGAUGUGAAGGACACGCUCCAGCUGUACGAACUCUCGACCGGACACUGGAUUCGUGAGCUGCCGUUAGACGUGGGCACGGUGGCGGGGCUCAGCUCCAAGAAGAAAUACGCCGACAUCUUCUACAAGUUCACCUCCUUCACCACACCCGGAAUCAUCUAUCACUAUGACGUGAGCAAACCGGACGCAGAGCCCACAGUGUUCAGACAGGUGGAGGUGAAGGGCGUGCAGGUCUCUGAUUAUCAGACCAGCCAGGUUUUCUAUCCUAGUAAAGACGGCACAAAGAUCCCGAUGUUCCUGGUUCACACUCGCAGUUUACAGAAGGACGGCUCACACCCCGUGUUUCUGUACGGAUACGGAGGCUUCGAGAACGCCAUUCAACCUUUCUACAAUACAGCAAACCUGCUGUUCAUCAGACACCUGGGUGGGAUUCUUGCCGUGGCCAACAUCCGAGGAGGAGGAGAAUACGGUCAGACGUGGCACAAAGCGGGAACCUUGGCCAGUAAGCAGAACUGUUUCGAUGACUUUCAGUGUGCGGCUGAGUUUCUGAUCCAGCAGGGCUUCACCACGGCGAGUCGCAUCGCCAUCAACGGAGCCUCUAACGGGGGACUGCUCGUGGCUGCGUGUGUGAACCAGCGUCCAGAUCUGUUUGGCUGCGCCGUGGCUGAGGUCGGCGUCAUGGACAUGCUCAAGUUUCACAAGUUCACCAUCGGUCACGCCUGGACCACCGACUACGGCUGUGCAGACGACCCCGAGCAGUUCAAAUGGCUCAUCAAAUACUCACCUCUCCAUAACCUCCCGUCUGUGGAUUGUGAGGCUCCGCCCUUCCCAGCCAUCCUGCUGCUGACGGCGGAUCAUGAUGACCGUGUGGUUCCUCUGCACACACUAAAGUAUGCGGCAACGCUGCAGCACGGCGUGGGCUGGAGAGCCAAUCAGAAACAACCGCUCCUGCUCCGAGUGGACACGCGCAGCGGACACGGAGCUGGGAAACCCACCACCAAGGCCAUCCUGGAGGACACCCACAUCUUCUCCUUCAUAGCUCAGACACUCGGCCUUCACUGGAGAGAGUGAGAGAGAGGGGGGGAGAGCGAGGGGGAAGAG
Molecule: messenger RNA, 2331 nt
Organism: Neoarius graeffei (lesser salmon catfish)
Lineage: Eukaryota; Metazoa; Chordata; Actinopteri; Siluriformes; Ariidae
Product: prolyl endopeptidase-like
Exons: 15
Coding region: 172-2301 (709 amino acids)
Biological process (GO): proteolysis
Cellular component (GO): cytosol
Molecular function (GO): serine-type endopeptidase activity; oligopeptidase activity
Source: RefSeq, a predicted model, not a curated record